Nezara viridula (southern green stink bug) is the source of this 378-nucleotide messenger RNA. The record is from the annotation of a GenBank genome assembly. NCBI's taxonomy places the organism in Eukaryota, Metazoa, Arthropoda, Insecta, Hemiptera, Pentatomidae.
AUGGAAAGAAAGGCGGCAGUAGUCGAAGGGGGCUUUGCAGGAGCGUACUUAUGGCGGCAGAAUCGACGUUACGGUGGAAUGAAAAUACGCCAGGAAUGUUCUAUAGUGAAACGACAGCUGUUGGACGUACUCUUGGGGCAUUGUCUGGCGUUGAGGGGGUACCAAUUCGAUUUGAGAUUCGAUUGGGGAGGAGGCAUUUGCGACCAUCCCCCCACCCCCAUCCGUCUCAGAUCCUCUUCCACUUCAGCCAACUCACUCUCGGUCUCCCGCUCAAUCUCUUUCCACCUGGCUUCCCAUUCAUCAUCUUCUUUGGUAGCCUCUCUUCCGCCAUCCUAUGCACCUGUACUAGCCACAGCGGACUCCCUUCAUCGACAAUAG